GGGGUGCUAGGAUUACAGGUGUGGGCUACCACGCCCUGUGCCCUUACCUCUUUAAAGAUGAUUUAACUGCUUCUCCGCUGUUGAAUCAUUAACAUUUUCCCGAGAUAAAAAGCUUUCCUGUAAAUCUGGAGGAUAUGGGUUUUGCCCAUUCCAUUGAAUUAGAUGACCAUAAAAAAAUGUUUGCCCCAAGGUGAUGGCGGAGGGUCACCUUUUCCUCUCGGGUACAUCUGCAGGCUCACCUGGGUGCUGAGCACUUUAAAAUAGGGCACUAACUUAAAGAAUGUUGGCAAGGACUCUUCCAAAUAUAGAAAAUCUUAAAUGUAAAUUCUAGUGGGAAUCUUCAUGUGAGCUUUUCCAGUUACAUUUGUUUUAAGCAGACUGCUGUCUCUGAGGUAUGAGUGAUACAUCCAAAUACAGAUUGAAAGGGAAGAGUGAACACUGCAGUUUAAUUCAGCUUAACAUUUUGUUUAAUCAGUGUGACUUUAGGGGGUGUUAUUAACAUUUUUGAGAUUCCUGGGAAGCUGUGAUCUCUCUAGCCACAGUGUACCUGUGGUACCUCCUUCCAUCGAAAACUGACGUCCAAUUUCAAGGAGUUUAGGAAACGUUUCCGUGCCCCAGUGUCUAGGAAUCCUGCGGUUUACUUAGUUGGUUGAGGCUUGUUUUAAUGUUUUUUCUUAGUGGAAGAACCAGCGUCAGUUUGGUCAGUAGGGACCAUGCCAUGCACACUGUUACAGUAGAAGUAGUUCAUAGACCACUAAAACCAGGAAGAGUGCUGUGUUUUCCUGUGACUAGAACGUCUACUCAGCCAUUCCACGAGUAUGUUCCGACCUCCAGGCGCCUGCCAGCCUUUGCCCUGGGCCCCUGGAUGUCCCCAGAGAAUGCCACCGAGAAGCUCCUGCUCCAGAGGCACUCGGUUCUGGACUUGUUGCAAGUCCGUGUUUUCGUGCUGUGUGCCAGGGCCGGGCAUAGGGACCCUAAAGGCCCAGCCCCUCCUCUCGUGUGCCCAGCCUCCAGAGGUAGUCUGCAGGAAAUUCGGAAUGAGUCCCAUGACUAUCCUCAUAGAGUGGCCAAGUUUCCAGAAAACAGAAAUCGAAACAGAUACAGAGAUGUGAGCCCAUAUGACCACAGCCGUGUUAAACUGCAAAAUAUUGAAAAUGAUUACAUUAAUGCCAGCUUAGUUCACAUGGAAGAGGCACAAAGGAGUUAUGUCCUAACACAGGGUCCACUUCCUAAUACCUGCUGCCAUUUCUGGCUCAUGGUCUGGCAGCAGAAGUCCAAAGCAGUUGUCAUGCUAAACCGAGUUGUGGAGAAAGAAUCGGUUAAAUGUGCACAGUACUGGCCAACAGAUGACCGAGAGAUGGUGUUCAAAGAAACAGGAUUCAGAGUGAAGCUCUUAUCAGAAGACGUGAAGUCAUAUUAUACAGUACAUCUGCUACAGUUAGAAAAUAUCAGUAGUGGUGAAACCAGAACAAUAUCUCACUUUCAUUAUACUACCUGGCCAGAUUUUGGAGUCCCCGAAUCACCAGCUUCGUUUCUCAAUUUCUUGUUUAAAGUGAGAGCGUCUGGCUCCUUGGACCCUGAGCAUGGGCCUGCGGUCGUGCACUGCAGCGCCGGCAUUGGGCGGUCCGGCACCUUCUCCCUAGUGGACACCUGCCUUCUUCUGAUGGAAAAAGGAGAUGAUAUUAACAUUAAACAAGUAUUACUAAAUAUGCGAAAAUAUCGAAUGGGACUUAUUCAGACUCCAGAUCAACUCAGAUUCUCUUACAUGGCCAUAAUAGAAGGAGCAAAAUGUAUAAAGGGAGAUUCAAAUAUACAGAAACGGUGGAAAGAGCUUUCUGAGGAAGACUUAUCUCCUGCUUCGGAUCAUUCACCGACCAGAGGCGUGACUGAGAAGUACAAUGGGAACAGAAUCUGUCCUGAGGGAGAGAAGCUGCCGGGGGAGCGGUGUGCGGGGCUGUCCUCCAAGAUACAGGACUCUGUGGAGGAGAGCAGAGAGAGUGUUGUACGGAAACGCAUUCGAGAGGACAGGAAGGCCGCCACUGCUCAGAAGGUGCAGCGGAUGAAACAGAGGCUAAAUGAGACUGAACGAAAAAGAAAAAGGUGGUUAUAUUGGCAACCUAUUCUCACUAAGAUCGGGGUUCUGUCAGUCGUUUUGGUUGGCGCUUUGGUUAGCUGGACACUGUUCUUUCAGCAACAUGUCCUGUAAAUGAGCCAUGCUGCCCACACGCUUCUGCACUAGCAGCCAGCCCCACUGCGCUGAUCACGGGGGCUCUUCUGUUAGCAGCAGGCGCUGACCCCCAAACCCAAGUGGUGCGGUCCACGCGACCUCACCAGACAGCCCGAUACCUCAGGACUCACCACUGCAGGUUCCUCCGAAAGCCAAACUGUAAAUUGCUGUCUCAAAGACAUUCGUGUUUCUUAAAACUGGUACCCUUCGCAGCUGUAUUCACACAUGUCCAGCGUGAUACUUCACCUGACCAACCUGAAAAGUCCUUUAUCGAAAAGGGCUUGUUUGUGAAGGCUAUCUGGAUCUUAACCUGCAUUUGAUAUAAGCAAUAAAUAUUGUGGUUUUAUCUAUGUUAUUAAUGGAAAGAAAAUGACCUUUAAAUGUGUGUAAUGUAUAAUGUACUGUUGACAUGGGCAUCAACACUUUAUAUACAUAACCAUUUCAGGGUAAAUAUAUUUUAUAAGUACUUAUUUAAUCUUACUUUUGUAGUUAAAUGUACUUUUUGAAAGCUCAAUUUGAAAAUCUGUUACCAUAAGAAAAUAAAUUGUAUGUUGACUCAAUUGUAAUGGAUACAUUUUCCCUUUUCCUAGGAAAGUUUGGUAUGAGCAGGUAUACCUCUGAAUAAGCAAUUUCUACUACAUACUUGGGUUUCCUGUACGUUUUACAGUUUUCCCUAUUUUUAAAAGCGAAACAAAAUUUUCCUGAAAGUAUCUUUGAAGGGAGAUUCUCUUUGCUGGGCUAGUCAGGUCACAGUCUGUGAAGACUGUAAAGAAGCUGGUUUCUGUAAAGCACACGACUAAUACUGUUCACUUUUGGAGAGUUUUAAUGUAAUGACCCUAAUUUAUAACUGGGGUAAAUCAUGACUUAGGAAGUAAAAAGCAGCAUUUUAUGAUCUGUGAUUUCAGGUCACCAGACUGAAGCUUUGAAGUGAAAAAUUUCAAGUUCUUUCUACUUCAAUAAAUAGUACGAUGAUGUGCGAACUUGA
Heterocephalus glaber (naked mole-rat) is the source of this 3212-nucleotide messenger RNA. It is a transcript of the gene Ptpn2, whose product is annotated as protein tyrosine phosphatase non-receptor type 2. Gene Ontology annotation, molecular function: protein kinase binding; non-membrane spanning protein tyrosine phosphatase activity. Gene Ontology annotation, biological process: negative regulation of receptor signaling pathway via JAK-STAT; peptidyl-tyrosine dephosphorylation; negative regulation of ERK1 and ERK2 cascade. The record is from RefSeq and is a predicted model, not a curated record. Gene Ontology annotation, cellular component: nucleus; cytoplasm. NCBI's taxonomy places the organism in Eukaryota, Metazoa, Chordata, Mammalia, Rodentia, Bathyergidae.